AGUGUAGGAGGUGGAUAAAGAGAGGAGCCUGAGAGACUUCCCACUCCACUGACUUUGGAAAGCUUCACGACCAGCAGCGGUGCAAAGGAUCCAUCACAAGGGACAGGGGACACCACCACCGUCCUGUGCUGAGACUGCCGCGGUUCUCCUGGUCCCAACAUGAGCUUAAGGGCAGUGCUGUCCUUCCUCCUCCUGUCGCUGAGCUGGUCCAAAGGAGCUGUCAUUACCGGAGCUUGUCAGAGAGACAUACAGUGUGAUUUUGUUACGUGCUGCGCAGUAAGUCUAUGGCUGAGGGGUCUGAGGAUAUGCGUCCCUCGAGGCAUGGAGGGGGAUGAGUGCCACCCGCUGAGCCACAAGGUGCCCUACUCCGGCAAGAGGCAGCACCACACCUGUCCCUGUCUUCCUCAUUUGGUGUGCACCAGGUACACUGGAAAUAAGUACAGAUGCACUGAUGACUACAAAAACAUGGACUUUAAAUAAAUAGCCAUGCAUGUAAAUAAUGUCCAACACUUCACUGUAAAGACUUCGUGUUUUAGCAACACUUAGUUCCUCUUGUAUUCCUGAAUUUCUUCUUGGAGCUCAGUUGCACAAUAACAUCUGUGUUGAAUGCAUCCUUGCACACAUCGGAGAGAGAUGACGAUAAACGAGCCAUGGAGGAUACAAAGCACUUUCCACUAAACAGAAUGAAUGUUUGAUAGACGCUUUUGUGAACCAUUAAUG
Molecule: messenger RNA, 720 nt
Organism: Doryrhamphus excisus (bluestripe pipefish)
Lineage: Eukaryota; Metazoa; Chordata; Actinopteri; Syngnathiformes; Syngnathidae
Gene: prok1
Product: prokineticin 1
Biological process (GO): endothelial cell proliferation
Source: RefSeq, a predicted model, not a curated record